Molecule: messenger RNA, 1203 nt
Organism: Phragmites australis (common reed)
Lineage: Eukaryota; Viridiplantae; Streptophyta; Magnoliopsida; Poales; Poaceae
Product: probable pectinesterase/pectinesterase inhibitor 32
Exons: 2
Coding region: 1-1203 (400 amino acids)
Biological process (GO): cell wall modification
Molecular function (GO): pectinesterase inhibitor activity; pectinesterase activity
Source: RefSeq, a predicted model, not a curated record
AUGGCAACCAUGCUUACCGUGCACCACCUCUUCCUCAUUGCUCUCGUCCUCCUUGCCAUGCCACCUCCGGCAGUCGCAUCCCGUGCUGAGCUCAACGCCGACCUGGCCCAUCCAGCAUCGGCCGACGACAUCAACCACACACUCGUCGAGAAGCUGCCGCAUUGGCUGCCGGCUCGGGACGCAUGGCUGCUCAAGAGCCCGCUCGAGGAUGGCGUCGCCGUCGAUGCUGUCGUGUCGGCGGAUGGCACCGGCAACUACACGACGAUCAGUGCUGCCGUCGCUGCCGCGCCGACGAAAAGCACCGCAAGAUACGUUGUCCAUAUCAAAAGAGGGAGAUACAAGGAGCUUGUUGACGUCGGCGCCGACAAAUGGAACCUUGUGUUGCUCGGUGACGGGAUGGAGGCCACAACCAUCACCGGCAACCGAAGCGUGAAGGGCGGCUACCACACCAUGACAACUGCCACCGUUAGUGUUCAUGGCCCAGGCUUCAUCAUGCGUGACUUGACGGUUGAAAACACAGCAGGAGCAGUGAUGGAACAGGCCGUGGCAUUCAUGUCUGAGUCCAACCGGUCUGUGGUGCACCGCUGUGGCCUCCGAGGGUACCAGGACACACUCUACGCAUUCGAGUACGAACAAUUCUAUAGCGAGUGUCGUAUCUCGGGUACGGUGGACUUUAUCUUUGGUGAUGCUGCUGCCAUCUUCCAAAACUGCACCAUCCUCGCAAGACUACCUAUGAACGGCCAACCGAACGUCAUCACUGCUCAAGCCCGGGCUGAUGCCACUCACCGUACUGGAUUUACGUUCCAGUUCUGCACGGUGGCUGCCGACGACGAGCUUGUCCACGCCAACUACACCGUGAAGACAUACCUUGGCAGGCCAUGGCAGGCUUACUCACGAGUCAUAUUCAUGCAGUCCUACUUGUCUGAUGUCGUGCACCCCGAUGGAUGGAUGCCAUGGAAUGAAACCAACUUCGGCUUGAACACUUGUUACUACGCAGAGUUCAGCAACGGAGGCCCUGGUGCUAACAUCAAUGGCCGAGUGAAGUGGUCUGGCGUGCACAGCAGCCUAGGUGCAUCAGAAGCAUGGAACUUCACGGUGCAGAGCUUGAUCGAUGGCAACCAGUGGCUGCCGGCAACCGGAGUCAGCUACACACCUGGGCUUCGAGCCUGUCACUUGUCCUCUGAUUACACUGUAGUUGUCUAG